This is a messenger RNA of Brenthis ino (lesser marbled fritillary), 540 nucleotides long. NCBI's taxonomy places the organism in Eukaryota, Metazoa, Arthropoda, Insecta, Lepidoptera, Nymphalidae. The record is from the annotation of a GenBank genome assembly.
AUGGCCGAAACAGGUUUCCCCGGUCAGCACACUACUACCACCACAGUGACUUCAAGCACUACAGUCCAAACAAACAUACGCUUUGACCCCUCAUAUCUUAAAACUAUACCAGGAAUACUCAAAAUUGUUCAAGUGGGAUGCAGUCUUCUCGGCUUCAUUUGCAUCCUGUGCUCUCGACUCAGCGUGAGUAAGGGCGCCUACUUCAGUUGGAUAUCCAUGAUUGCGUUCUGGUUCACCGGCAUCCUACUGGGCUUCUAUUUGUUCCACAUCGUCGAGAAAUUCUACAAGAUCCCAUGGUUGAAGAUUGAGUUCGUGUUCACUGCGCUGUGGACGCUGCUGUACCUGCUGGCCGCGAUAUUGGUCGUGACAGUGGGAGACAGUGCUCACUCGGCCGCUGCGUUCUUCGGUUUCGUGGCGACGGCCGCGUACGCGAUGGACGCGUUCGUGAAGUACCGCGCGGCGCGCGGCGGCGGCCUGGCGCAGGGCGCGCGCGUCGUGUCCAAGCAGACCACGUCGGUGACGCCGCCGCGCGAGGCCUAC